This is a messenger RNA of Hibiscus syriacus, 1070 nucleotides long. Its product is annotated as PRA1 family protein A1-like. Bases 130 to 759 code for a protein of 209 amino acids. Gene Ontology annotation, cellular component: membrane. The transcript is spliced from 8 exons. The record is from RefSeq and is a predicted model, not a curated record. NCBI's taxonomy places the organism in Eukaryota, Viridiplantae, Streptophyta, Magnoliopsida, Malvales, Malvaceae.
AAAAACAACCCACGCGAUCAAUCUCGAUUUAGUUUCCCUCGGUUUCACUUGUUCGUAAAAUUCCUUUUCCGCUCUAUUUUUUUUAGAAAUUUCUUGCUUUACAAAGAGGAGCGAACAUUAUCUAAUUCAAUGGAUUGGGGAAACGUUACAGCGGAGGAUCUGAUCGACGCGCUUCGUGAAGUUGACUGGUCAUCACCGCCGCGACCUCUGUCCGAAUUCUUCUCCCGAUUCACCGUCCCUCGAUCAUCGGUCAAAUGGGAAAGCCGCUUUAAAUGCAAUCUCUACUAUUAUCGAACCAAUUAUUUCAUUCUGAUUGUUCUCGUUGUUGGUUUGGGAUUCUUGAGGAGGCCGGUUUCCAUUUUAGCUGCAAUUUUAACAGCAUUAAGCUUCGCUUUUCUGAAUGAUAGUUUCGCUGGUACUUUUAGUGAGAAGGUGAUUAGAACUGUGAGGCAAUUCUCUCCACAUUUAGCAGCUAAGAUGAGGCCUCCCCUUACGCCUGUUAUUCGUGGACGUCCAUCAACUAAAAGAAUAGUUCACAUAUGUGGUCGGCCUCGUUGGGUUUUUGUUGCCAUAUUCUCUUCUGUAAGUUUCAUCCUUUGGUAUGUAUCCUGUGGUCUCUUGACUGUGAUAUGGACACUUGCUGUAGCACUUCUUGCCGUUCUCCUUCAUGCAAGUUUUAGAACACCGAACCUGAAGGCUCGUCUUAACACUUUCCGUGAGGAGUUUCGUGCAGUUUGGCGCAAUUACAGUGAGCUAUGAGCUCACAGUCUAUAUCAUCUUCAACAGCCCUUCUCCAAUUGAUUUGUGUUAGUACAAGUUCUUCGAGUUCCAUUUUAUGAUCCCGAUUGUCGAUGUUCAGUUUCAGGCUGCUGUUGAAGAUUCUGCGAAAUAAUUUCUUUAGCUGGGUUAAGAUGAAGAAGGCUUCCAAUCUUUUCAUACAACAGACAAGUUGUAAAUUGCCAGGACCUCUUGUCUCUGUAAAUCUGUUUUUAUUCCUUUUCGAAGAGAUGUGGAGGAAUUUUAUCGAUGGCCUCCUUCGAGGAACAAUAAAAAAAACACCGUUCAGAUUC